This is a messenger RNA of Pseudovirgaria hyperparasitica, 1731 nucleotides long. Its product is annotated as argininosuccinate lyase-like protein. The coding region runs from base 167 to 1561 and encodes 464 amino acids. The transcript is spliced from 3 exons. The record is from RefSeq and is a predicted model, not a curated record. NCBI's taxonomy places the organism in Eukaryota, Fungi, Ascomycota, Dothideomycetes, Acrospermales, Acrospermaceae. Gene Ontology annotation, molecular function: argininosuccinate lyase activity. Gene Ontology annotation, cellular component: cytosol.
GCACCCCACCCUAUUGCGUCGCUGCGGUAUGAUAAAAAAAACUUCGAGCUUAUCGCGAGAGUCCGUAAUUGCUUGUCACACCCUCUACAUCACAUUCUGAGUUCUUUACUUCCUUGUUAGACCUUAAUAUAUCCUGUUACCAUUUUACCCUCUACAUUGGCGCUCAAUGGCUUCCAAGCCGGUCGAGAGCAAGCUCUGGGGAGGCCGCUUCACGGGCGGCCUUGAUCCUCUGAUGACUAAAUACAACGAAUCUAUAUACUACGACCGUGCUUUCUACGCCCAAGAUAUCCGUGGCUCUAUCGCUUACGCCCGGGCAAAUACCAACACUGGCAUUCUUACCAAGGAUGAGUUCGCGGUCAUUGAGAAAGGGCUGUUGGAGAUUUUGAAAGAGUGGGAGAACGAUACGUUCGAGAUCAUACCAGGUGCAGAUGAGGAUAUACAUACUGCAAACGAGCGUCGAUUGGGAGAGAUCAUUGGCAAGGACAUUGCUGGGAAGCUGCACACUGGCCGGUCGCGUAAUGACCAGGUUGCUACUGAUAUGCGAUUAUGGCUCCGUGAUGAGCUGCGGGACCUCGAGAAGCACCUGAUUGAGCUACUCAAGGUCACUGGUAGUAGGGCAGAGGCCGAAGUUGAGCAUGUCAUGCCAGGUUACACCCAUCUACAGAGGGCUCAGCCUGUACGAUGGAGCCAUUGGAUGAUGUCUUAUGGCUUGUCAUUCUCAACAGACCUUGAAAGGCUUAGGGAAGUUAUCAAGAGAGUCAAUCGGUCUCCUUUAGGAUGCGGUGCUCUUGCUGGCAACCCGUUCCAGAUCGACAGAGUCGCAAUCGCAGAAGAACUCGGAUUUGAAGGUCUCCUAUACAACAGCUUGAGCGCAGUCGCAGAUCGAGAUUUCGUGGUCGAGACGAUGCAGUGGGCAGCUAUGCUCAUGCAACACCUCAGCAGGUGGAGUGAGGACCUCAUUGUGUACAGUACUGCGGAGUUUGGUUUCGUCAAGCUCAGCGAUGCAUACUCUACAGGCAGUUCGCUCAUGCCGCAAAAGAAGAACUGUGACUCUCUUGAGCUCAUUCGCGGCAAGACAGGCCGUAUUUUCGGACAGAUGACCGGGUUGAUGAUGACCAUAAAAGGCCUCCCGUCUACUUAUAACAAAGACCUCCAAGAGAGCGUCGAGCCUAUGUUUGAUUGCAUCAAGACAGUAUCCGACAGCAUCCAAAUAGCGACUGGUGUUCUCUCUACCCUUACCAUCUACCCUGAGAAGAUGCUUGCAGCACUCAGUCCCGACAUGCUCGCGACCGACCUGGCCGAGUACCUAGUCCGUAAGGGUGUGCCAUUCCGGUCUGCACAUCAUAUCUCAGGUCGGGUGGUGGCUCUUGCUGAGGAUGAGAAGAAACCUAUGGACGAGCUGUCUCUGCAGCAGAUACAGAGCGUGGAUGAGCGAUUUGGAGAUGACGUGACAGGCUGUUUCGACUACCAGCGAAGCGUGGAGUUGAAGAAUUCCAAGGGAGGUACGAGCAUCAGCGCGGUCAAGGAGCAGAUCCAGAUUUUGCUGCAAGUCAUUGGUUGAAAGAAGUCUUCUACGAGCGUUAAUUGGCGAGCGCGCAGUGUAUUUGGGAGAGAUUGAAGGGAAUGAAAUAGAAAAGUGUACUAAAUCGAUGUUGUAUUAUGGGAAAUAGAUAUGGAAUACCUACUGUAGUCAUCACGAAUACCAUUACCGCCGUGGCAGUACAUUAAUUU